Messenger RNA from Dermacentor silvarum, 7537 nucleotides. RefSeq names its product protein KIAA0100-like (gene hob). The transcript has 48 exons. The record is from RefSeq and is a predicted model, not a curated record. Lineage: Eukaryota; Metazoa; Arthropoda; Arachnida; Ixodida; Ixodidae. Bases 62 to 6688 code for a protein of 2208 amino acids.
UGGCGGCGCCCAGUGUCUGUGGAAGGUUGUGAGCAUCUGUAGAGGAAUAUAUACUCAGAUAAUGGCUCUUUUAGCAUUUUUGGGCUUCUUUGCUGCAUUUAUUAUUGCCCUUUGUAUUGUCGUCGGCAUUGCCUCUCGGUCUGUUUCGUGGUACUUGUCCAAAGUUCUACGACAACGUUUCGGCAUUAAACUCAAGAUAGGAAGGUUCGGCUUUUUCUCCAUUCAAGAAGUUCAUCUGCAGUUCAGAGAUGGAACUACUCUGGAAGUGGAAAAAGCUUGGCUUACCAGUAACCUGAUUUCUACGAAACACAGCUCCCUUGUCGUCAUCUGCUUGGGGGAUGUGCGACUGCAGGUUCAUUUUGACAAGCUCUUAGAAAAUAAGGCCCCAGAUCGUGGGCCGCCUGACAAAGGUACACACAGAUUCAAGCUGCAGCUCUCAAGGAAGGCCAGGGCCAUUUUUAAGCGACUGUCGGUUCAUAUUUGCAAUGCGAGCGUGAUGCAGUUAGGAGCCCCAUCACAGGACUGCCUGCUUCAUGCUACACUUCAAGAAAUUGCAUUUCACGUGCUUGCACGUGACUCUGAGUAUUGCGUUAGCUUGGGUAUCUUUACUGCGGUGCUUCGAAUAUUUAAGCAUCCUCAGGACACAAGCAGUAAUGACUCCUGCUUAGCCCACUUUUGUGUGACACUUCAAGGGAAUGCUGUUUUUUCUGAUGAGGACUUCAGCAUUGUUCAUAACACAACACUGAGCAUUCAACGACCAGAAAUCAUUCUUUAUGAAGAUAGGCUCCUUGAGGCACUGUAUUCAAAGGAGUUCGUGAUGAAGCACCCAGCUUUGCCCAUGGUGAACGAUGAGGACCUCAAGGAAGAUGAAAACAGAUCCACAGUUGAGGAAGACACGGAGUCUGAAAGGGCUAGAUUAAAGUCACUUGUUGCAAAGUUACCUCAGGCAACAUGUAUUAAAGUGGAGUCAGCAUCUAUCAAGAUUCUCAGGGAAAACUGGCAAAAAGGUCUCUUCCUCGAGGUGCAUGCUUUCACUGCUGAGCUGCUGCAGGACUCCAACCAGAGCUGCUUUGCCACAUGUAUGCUGGCCCUGUCCAACGUGGCUCUCACCAGCGACCAAUUCCAGCUUGUAGCACUUACAAGGGCUGAAGCCACAGGCAAGCUUCAUCACGAGCAAGUUGAUGUGAACCUGAAGUUUGCCUCACUGCGGGCUGCCUACUCAGAGGAUGAACUGCGCCACUGGGCACAACUGCUACCUUCAGUGUCAGAGCAGGAAAGUGAGAAUAAGUGUGCACCACCUCCUUCCAAGAAGACCUUAGCCGAGAGGUUUUCUUCUUUGAAGAUGCUUAUGCGAGCCUCAGCUGAACUUGAAGAUGUUUCAUUAUCAGUUAGAACUGCAGAUUGUGAACCAGUUUCUGCUGGAGUGCUACGUGCCAGGCUCAAUGCUGAUGUGGGAUCACUGCUGCUGACUGGAAAAGAUCAAGCUGUAAACCCAGAACUAAGCUCUGAAGUGAUGUUGGAAACAGCGUGGUGCACACUGGGGUCCCGUGAUACACUGAAGCCAUAUCAGCUGAAGAAGAGCCAUGUUUGGAAUGUUCCAUUCUCUAUCGGCAUGAUGCUACUGAAGACUCGGCAUAGCAGCUCAGACCUGCGCAUCCAGUGCAUGCUGGGAGGUGUCCAUGCAGAAGUCAAUCCCCUCGUAACUGGCCUUUUGGAGCGCUGGUCUUCCAAGCUGCAGGCCAGGGCUAAGGAACAUAAAGCUGAGCAGCCAGCCAUAUUAGAGUCCAAACAGGCUGGCCCGGCCUUGUCUUUGCAUUUGAGUCUGUCAGACACCAACCUUUUUGGUCUGAGCUCAGCUGAGACAGGCGUAGUCAUCCGACUAGACAGCCUGAAUGUGGAUUGCACCAGUGCUAAGGUGUACGUGAACUUGGAAGGCUGUGCCUUAGCAGCUCUGCGUAACACUGUCCAGUCUUACAGUUGCAUCCCGGCUUCAGAGGUUAAACCAGCAGCAGCCUAUAUAAAAAGUGCUCGCCUGAACUACAAGCCAGAGCAGAAGGAGGUACACCUGCAACUACUCGAUGAAGUCUCACUUAGCUGGUGCACAACUUUGCACAUGAGCUUGGUCACUUUUGUGCAAGAUCUACUGGAGCUGAAGUCUUCACUGAAAUUUGAGCGGAAAGCACUGGAAAAUGUGCCACGAGAUGAAGAACCAACUUCCGAGGGCUUGACAUUCAACAUCUGCUUGCAAGGCGGGAACAGUUUUGAGUUCCGUCUUUCAAAGGCCCACAGAAUCAAGUUUAUCAUGUCAGAUCUUCACAUAAAGGCAAAGCCGGCACGAAAAUCCAUCCACGCAGAUGCAUUGGUGGUGUAUUUUGAUGAACACCCUGUGUUUAAGCUACAGCAAGUGCAGUAUGUAGCUGCUCCGUCAGAUGAAAAAUCAUCCAUCAAUCGCCACACAAUAAAGGGAUUGACUCAGCAGUACAACAAGCUGUGGACUCUUUCCAUUGAGGAAAUGCAAGUUGCUUUCCCAUAUGACUACAACUUUGCAGAAGCCUGUAGUGAAGAGGCUGUUAACAUCAUCAGAUGGUUAAAGCUUGUCCACAAGAAGGGCAAGGUACCUUUUACAGCUGAUUCACCACUUCCCUCUGACUUUUCUAUCAAGGCUAAGACACUGACAAUAGAGCUUGGUGAUGAUCCAUUUGAAGUGAAGCUCAGGAACAACUAUGAGCUGCUUGAGGACGAAUAUCAUGAAAGCCUGAAGAGAAAAAGAAUGCUUGAUGAGAAGAUUGAAAACUAUCGCAAAACACACCUUUUGCUGCCAGCCUCCAAGGUGAACGAGCUCUAUGCCGGCCUCAGGAAGAAGGAUGCCGACAUAUACGUCCAGCGCUCCAAGCAGCUUGGGCAGGGAACAUCUAUGCGCUCUCACCUUGUCCUCUGGCACUUUGACCAACUUGAGGUGCUGGCCCUGGCCGACCCAUCAUACCAUGGCACCGAGGCUGUUGUUGAAGUAAUGCGUCGACUCGAUCCUGAGAGCCCCUAUCCAGAGGAAGGGAUGCAGUUCUCGACCCUGUGGUGUCGCCGAGUGACUGGCAGCAUCAAAUCUGUCACCUGCCAGCUGCGUGACUUCCCUCAAUUCAUGGUGGACUGGCGCGAAUUCCAAGUGUGGGGCACCCUGGCCGGUGCUGAGCAGGAGGCGCCACCACGAGCAAAACGGAGCUCAACAGUUGAAGUGGGUGCACCAUGGGGGAACAUGACUGUGCAAAGAAGCAUGCCAUCCCUGAAAUUUUAUCACGACUUGACUUGGGACCUGGGAUACCUGGGCAUGACAUAUGGAGCUUGCUGGGAAGCCAUCGUGGCCCAAGUCAGCCUGUGCAUGGAGAAAGUGAGCCGCCCAUCAGCCGACCCGAGUCCAGCACUUGCCUGGUGGGACAAGGCACGACUCCUGCUCCAUGGACGCCUGACUGUCUCGGCGAGACACCUGGCCCUUUUCCAGCAUGUGUCUCUAGACCCAAACAAUGACACCGAACUCUUUGAAGUGUCCUGGAGCGACGCUAUUGUGGAUUGGACAAACGGCAAGAUUGUGAUGAAAGGGAACCUGGGCAUGUAUGUGCACACGGCGUCUCGGUACAACGACAGCCGUUUGGUUCACAUUCCAAACCUCAAAAUAAGCAUCAAGAUGAAUUGGCUUUGUGUGGGCAACCCUUAUGACCACCAUAGCAUCACACCUUGCGCUCCUGACAAGAUACCAGAGUACUCAAGCAACCAGGAACAUGACAGCUAUCGGGCAUUCCGGUCUCAGAACUUGAACCUGUCAGUAUCUCUUGAGACAAAAUCUGUAGCCCUGGAAACAGCAGAUUCUAUCCCAACAUUGCUAGUCUUUAGUUCUACACUGAAGUGGCUGGAAGGACUAAAGGCCAUUUUAGGUGGCCUUCCUAAGCUGACACGGCGAGGCAGUCUCUUUGGCAAUGUGAAACCACGGAAGAGCCAGCUGACACGACACGUACGUCAGCUACAGCUCUCACUUGCUCUGCACAAGUUCCAGGUGUGCUACUGGACUUCACUAGCCCGGCAGCAUGGCUUCGAACUGCUGGCAGGUCGCAUCCAGCUCAGUUCUGAGCACAGCCUCGUGUUCGACACACUGCGUGAUGGUCUACUGCACAGGCCACGUGCCAACUGGUCUGUGUCCUACAUGAACUGCGAGCUGGGCGACAGUGAAGUUUGGCUCUACAAUGCAAGCACAGAGGCAGCUGGAGGUGACCCAUCAGCAGCCACAGCGGAUUCAGGGGCCGAACUCUCUGGGGGCUCCACUCCUGUGGAUGGAGAAUCUGGCCAGAGACCUCUGCCACCGUCUCCAUUGCCGCCACAGCGCAAGUACUUCCUUAGUGUGGCCCGAGUAUCCUAUGGACGGGAGACAAAGGUGCGGGGCAGUGUGUCCGCAGCCCCAGAGGAGGACACACCGGUGCACCUCUUAGUUGUGCACGGCCUCAAGGGGGCCUGGACCAAGCAUAACAGGGACGUUGUGUUUGGCCUGUUUGACAGCUACGUCGAUGCCAAACUACUCCGCCGCAACCUCUCAACAGAGGCACUCAGGGGCUUCCGUGUUGAUGGGCAGCCUCUGACUUCACCCGAACUGCGUCCCAGUCCCCGGCCAUCACGCAAGAGCACUUCACCAGCUGUGUCAAUGCUUCAGCAACUAGAAUCAUCCGGACCCAAAACAGUGUACACGGAAGACGUUGAGGGAGUUGCUGAGGAAGAACAGCUUCAUGGAGUUGCUGCCUGCCAGACUGAUGACGUUCUUCACAAAAAUUGGUCCGUUGAAUUAGUUAACAGCCAGGUGAUGCUGCGUGGUUGUGAGACAUCUGGCUACGUGAUAGUCAGUGCAGCAAAGGCAGAGAUCUUGCAGCGAGUGCACACACCCGUGUGGAAGGAGAACACGCUUGUCUCCAAGACCACCUGGAUGGGAUCUCUUGAGUGCAUGCAGUACUACGCCACGGUUGACGCUGGGGAGCGUGGCGCCUCCGAUGAUGGUGUAGUGUGGCUGACAGUGGACAACAUAGAAGAACGCUCGUGGACAGUGAUUGAGGCCCCUGCUGACUUGGUGGGCAGUGGCCAGGGAGUUGGAGGUGUGGUCAGCAGCACAGUGGGUGGGGCCUCAGACCCUAACACAGCACCACUUCAACUUCAGCGAAUCAUCUCGCGCUGUGGUUGCCAGUUCUUUUAUGCCAGUUAUGGUGAGAACAUCGACCCGGAAGCUCUGGAAGAGGUUCCACCCCUGCCAGAUGAAGAAGACGAGGAGCCGUGGGGCCGGGAGCAGGCAGUGGACUCAUUCACAUUGACGCACCAUGACUUAGAAGUGUGCAGCAACCCACUGCAGUAUGCCAUGGUAUUGGACUUGGUGAACAACCUGCUUCUUUAUGUGGAACCACGAAGAAGGGAGGCCAAUGAGCGGCUGCAACGUAUGCGCUUCCGCCUGCAGCUCUCCGCGGGGGAGGACCACCGCACACCUAUCUUGCAACUGCAGGACCAAGUUCGAUCCCUGCUAUCUAUGCAUAAGCAACUGGAGAGGGAAGCCUAUCAAGUCCAGAGGGGCCUGAACGAGGACCCAGGCAGCACUGAUCUAGAAACUGAGCUGGCACAUUUAGAGGAUGAGAUUCGACUGUGCAAAGAGCAGCUGAGCUCAUCGAGUGAGGAGUUGGCACUCAUGUUGAGCUGUUACCGGGAGACUCAGGUGGCAGCACUAAAAAGCCGGCAGCGGGCAGCCGCUCCUGGACAGGAAGUCACAGUGGUGCGGCGUGCCGAGGUCUGUUUCAAGCAUGCUCGAUGGCGUCUUACUGAUGUCGAUGGACAACUUGGAAUUGCUGAUCUUGUACUCUCAAACUUUCUUUACUCACGUGUGACCAAGUCCAAUGACUCAGUUGAACACCUCCUGGAACUGGGCAAUGUCAAAGUGACGAAUCUACUGCCCAACCAAGUUUACAAGGAGGUCCUGCAACCAACAGAACUUCAACCACAUGUGCCGCUAGAACGUCAGCGAGCCCUGCGCAUCUUUUGCCGAGUGCGGGCACCGGUUGGGGGCAUUUCGGUCAAGGAGCACCUUGAAGUCAACCUAGUACCCAUUACCAUUGGGUUGACCCAUGCCUUCACCCACCGCAUGCUACGCUUUUUCUUCUCAUCACGUGCCACAGCAGAUAAGUCUGACGACCACCUUGAUGAGGAGCCAAAGCCCGCACCUCCUCCACCAAGCCAUACGAGGAGAGGUCGCAAAUCACAGCCUAGUCUGGCGUCCUCCAGCCGAGACGAUGUCGAGAAAAUGAAGGAGCGUGCUGAGAAGAACCAGACGUUUGUGUACGUGAAGGUUCCUGAAGUGCCACUACGCCUGAGCUACAAGGGUGAGAAAGAGAAAAACUUGGAAGACCUACAUGACUGCUCGCUGGUGCUUCCCACACUGGAGUUGCACAAUCGCACUUGCACUUGGCUGGACUUACUCAUGGUGGUCAAGAACACUGCACGCAAGGUGCUUCUCUCACAGGCCAUUAAGCAGAAGUUACAAAUCAAGAGCCACCAGGCACAGGGCAGUACACUCGACGAUACCAGCCAGCCACAGGAAGAGGACAAAGCACGACUGCUACUAGGUGCCAAGCUACUGGGUGGACCAGAAAAAAGCACCAGGAGGGGAUUCUUCAAAUGAACAUGGCCAUUCACUAUGCUGAUCCAUACAAGGGCUUCGUGCAUAGUUCUCGAGCUGCUAACACUGGAGGUGUGCAAUUCCGCGUGUACAUACUCACAUACGUCAAUGUGAUACCUGCUCACUUUGUAUUUGAUAGUGCACGACAGACCAAUGCACCUUUUAUGAGAACAUUUGGUAAAUGAAAAACCAUGUGGUUUGUAUGUUUUAACGGUAUUUAUUAUUAACGUGAUUUUUAAACAGUCUGUGCUAUUCCUUUAUAAAUGUUCGCUGCAAUCAUUUGCAGUGCAGCAGGUCUUCAGACUGUUUCUGAUCCUGCCGUAUAUGUCCAGCUGCAUGUGGGGCCCAAAGUUGCACAGCUAUGAACGUAAAGUGUAUGUUGUUGUACUUCCAACAUUCCUUUUGCUUUAUGUCAAGAGCCACUUCUCGUAGUUACCCUGCAAUCUGCAUCCUACAUAUAUAGUUAGAACAUAGACAAUCCUGCAUUCUGUACAUAGAACUUGUUCUUGUUGACUGUUAAUGAACAAAUAUGUGGUCAGCUUUGUAGGCACAUGCUUUUAUUGAGCUUAAUUCACUAGAAUAUGUAUAAGGGCAUGUUUGACAUGCAAGAAAGAUAUACUGUACUAUUUUAGAAAUUGCAAAGGAACCCAGCUUGUUUGCUCGCUGUCUUUGCUAUACACAUUGGUGCGUUUUUCUAGAUCUAAGUCAUACAAAAUGAAGCCACUACGCAUAUGUGUGCAUAGACUUAGUAAGAUCUGUUGCUAGGCUGCUGGUUUAUUUCAAUUCAGUUUCUCAGUACAGUACGCUGUAGAAAGGUUGAAAAAAGAACAAUAAAAGAUGGUUCGCAAAGCU